AAAAAAAAGUGAUGUCGAAAUUAGAUGGAUAGCUUGAUUGGUUAAGCUUAUUUUAGAUUUACGUAGCAGAUUGUGAGGUUAGGUUUUUUUCCGUCCCCACAACCGGAAGCAAGGUUUAUCCACGGUGGACAAAAUUGAUGACUCUUUCUGGCGACCGGCACGAAAAGAUUUGCGACCGACAUUUCGUCGAAAGUGAUUUCACUGAAAAUACACGUUGCAAACUGAAGAAGAACGCCGUUCCAAAUGUGAAGGUUUCACAGGGCGUUGAGAGAAAGCCCGGAAAUAGAUGUUGCAUUGGUCAAUGCAAACCUCGUAAGAGAAAGACGACUUUGCACCACUUCCCGACAGAAAGGCAAAUUCGAAACAAGUGGAAAGCUGCUGUGGGUUUGAAAGAUCAGGAUGACCCAACAGGGCUUCGCAUUUGCAAUCGUCAUUUUAAAACAUCGGAUUUCAAUCAAGUGACUUCGAGAUAUCUGAAGUGUGGUGCGGUUCCGUCCAAGGGAUUUAGCAGUUUGGCGGAAGAUUCAAAGCACCGUUCGAAUGAACUAAAUCGUCCCGAUCACUUGGAAGAUCACAGUUAUAGCACAUAUUUAACACUGCACAAAUUUUCCGUUCGACAACAUUCGAGAG
Molecule: messenger RNA, 630 nt
Organism: Aedes albopictus (Asian tiger mosquito)
Lineage: Eukaryota; Metazoa; Arthropoda; Insecta; Diptera; Culicidae
Molecular function (GO): sequence-specific DNA binding
Source: RefSeq, a predicted model, not a curated record